CACACCCGCGCAGCUCGACGUCGCCGCAAUUGCAAGCACGAGAAAGGGAGCUCUGGAAGCUAGGCCUGGCGCCAAACACGAGCGCAACGGCCGCAUGGCGGAGGAUGCCGGGCGGGCGUAGGAUGCCGGGCGGUGAGCUGCCCCGCCAUCGGCAAGAGGGGCCCUGAGUUCUCCCAAGAGCCCCCUAGACCAUCCAUCCCACUCGAAGCACCAUGCCGAACCUGAACUCCCUCAUCCAGAGCAUCACGCACGAUGUGCGCCAUCUGAUCCCCGAGGAAAUCGAUAAGGCCUUUGCCUCUAUCAAAUGCAUUGACCUCAUCUCCAAGCCUCUGGGCUCCAAGAUCCUCUCGUACUCGGACGAAUGGUUCGCGGCGGCUGAGAACCUGACGACGCCCACGGCGCCGGUCCGCAAGCCGGGCGUCUUCACGCACGCCGGAGCUUGGUACGACGGGUGGGAGACGCGGCGGCACAACUCGGAGGAGGCGGACUGGGUGGUGAUCCGGCUGGGAGUGGCCAGCGGCAAGGUCAAGGGCAUUGAGAUCGACACGUCCUUCUUCUCGGGCAACCACGCGCCGGAGAUCGCGGUGCAGGGAUGCUUCGGCGACGACGACGAGGCGAUCAAGGACCCCAACUACGACGGCUGGCAGACGAUCCUGUCGAAGCAGGAGUGCGGCCCCAACCAGCGCCAGGCGUGGCUGCUGCCCAAGGAGACUGAGGACGCCUUCACCCACGUGCGUCUGCUCAUGUUCCCGGACGGCGGCAUUGCGCGCUUCCGCCUGUUCGGCUCGGCCGUGCCCAUCUUCCCCAGCAGUGCCGAUCAGAGCUUCGAUCUGGCCGCCCUGGUCAACGGCGGCAUCGCCAUCGACUGCUCCGACGAACACUUUGGCACCAAGGACAACCUGCUGCUGCCGGGCCGCGGCGUCGACAUGGGCGACGGCUGGGAGACGAAGCGCACGCGCGGCGAGCACAUUGACUGGGUCAUAGUGCGGCUGGGCACCGAGGGCGAGAUCGAGAAGCUCGUCCUCGACACGGCCCACUUCCGCGGCAACUUCCCCAAGGAGAUGCAGGUGUUUGCCGGCCACUUUGGCGACAAGGACCCCGACAGCCACCACAACGACGACUGGGUCGAGAUCCUCGAGCCCCAGCCCGCCGGCCCCGACCAGGAGCACGAGUACGAGGGCGACGUGCUGAAGGAAGUGGCCGGCAAGGCCUACACGCACGUCAAGCUCGUCAUCAUCCCCGACGGCGGCGUCAAGCGGCUGCGCGUCAUUGGCAGGCGCAGGAUGUGGUAAAUGAUACCCACGGAUAUAUAGAGAAUAUGACACGCUAUGGUGUUUGACUGCGUAGCUCGC
Molecule: messenger RNA, 1352 nt
Organism: Aplosporella prunicola CBS 121167
Lineage: Eukaryota; Fungi; Ascomycota; Dothideomycetes; Botryosphaeriales; Aplosporellaceae
Exons: 3
Coding region: 213-1292 (359 amino acids)
Biological process (GO): allantoin catabolic process
Molecular function (GO): allantoicase activity
Source: RefSeq, a predicted model, not a curated record